CCAGCGGCGCCACCAGGUUGACUUGCCGUCGCCGGCACCGCCACCACUCUCACCAUCCAUCAACGCUCAAUUUCAACAUUUCAAUGCUCAAUCCAAUAAAAUCCCAUUACGAACUUCUCCCACCAACCCCACCUCACCAAAAUACCUAAAAUAAUACCCAAUAAAAAGUACUCCACAUCAUAUCGUCUCCUUUCGAUUGAUCAAGCUUGCCCGCUUCCCAAUUCUUGACCAGUCCCCAAUUUUCCAAUUCAAAGCCCAAUUCCUAAUCUGUUACUUCCCCACCCACCAAUAUUCGUCACAGUUCACACGAUAAUGGCGGAUGGAUGACCGCUGGUUGACUUCUAUUCCGCUCGGUUAAUUCACCGUCUCUGAUCAUUAAUUUGCCCCCCAAAAUUAGGGUUUUGGAGACCUAUAUUCUGUUGUCGAAUAAUUAAGCUAUGGAAGGUAGUAGCAGCAGUAGUAGUAGUAGUAGUAGGAAGGAGACGGCGUUGAGGCUGAGGGCUGCGGCGGAGGAGGCGGUGCGGAGCAUCGGAAUGGGUUACGAUCUGACGCUAGACUUGCGAUUGAAGUACUGCAAGCGUCAGGAAUCCACAAAAGAGGGGUCUAGGCUGAUCGCCAUGGAAGAUGAUCAGGUCAGAGAUAUCGCCAUUCCUGGGGGCAUUUUGGUCCAGAAUGUAUCGAAAUCCAUUAACUGUGAUAAGGGGGAGAGGAUGAGAUUCAGCUCUGACAUUUUGUCUUUCCAACAGAUGUCAGAACAGUUCAACCAGGAAGUAUCACUUUCGAGUAAAAUCCCAACAGGCCACUUCAAUGCCGCAUUUGAAUUUUCAGGUCGUUGGCAGAAAGAUGCUGCUUUUACGAAAUCCCUUGCUUUUGACGGGGUGUUCAUCACACUCUAUAGCAUCGCUUUAGAGAAGUCUCAAGUGACUUUACGCGAUCAUGUCAAAAAAGCAGUUCCAUCCGCGUGGGAUCCAGCUGCAUUGGCGAGGUUUAUAGAGAAUUACGGUACCCAUGUUGUUGUCGGUGUCAAGAUGGGAGGAAAGGAUGUGAUAUAUGUAAAGCAGCAGCAUUCGUCGAUGAUCCAGACGGUUGAAGUGCAGAAAAGAUUGAAGGAUGUUGCGGACAAGUGGUUUUCCGAUGCAAGUGGACAAUCUGGAUUGCAUGAUGGGAAAUCCCAAAGGGGGGAAUUGCAUGUGAGCCAUGAACAGGGACUUGCUUACUUGAAUCCAAGUUUCGACUCUAACCGAGAGGACAUUACUUUCUUUCGGAGGAGAAGAGGUGGAAGCAACAAUAUGAAUCUGCAUCAUGGUAAAUGGUGUCAGUCGGUUCACCUUGAACCUGAAGUGAUCUCAAUGUCUUUUAUUCCAAUAUCAUCGCUGUUGAGUGGAAUCGAUGGGAGUGGAUUCUUGGGUCAUGCCAUUAAUCUAUACUUGCGAUACAAGCCGCCAAUAGAAGAACUCCAUCAAUUCUUGGAAUUUCAACUCCCUCGACAAUGGGCUCCUGUUUUUGGUGACGUUCCCCUCGGCCCUGAUAGGAAGCCACACGGCAGCGCAGCUUUGCAGUUCAGUCUGAUGGGACCUAAACUUCACGUCAAUACGAAUGAGGUGGAUUCGGGCGACAGACCUGUGACGGGAUUGCGAUUAUAUUUAGAAGGAAAGAAGAGCAACUGCUUAGCAAUCCAUUUGCAGCAUCUAUCCUCCAUGCCGAAAUGCUUCCAACUCGGCAACGGAUCGACCGGAAACGAAACCAAUUCUUAUGACAGGAGGUACUACGAGAAGGUCCAGUGGAAGAGCUUCUCGCAUGUCUGCACCGCGCCAGUCGAGUCCGACGACGAACUCUCGAUAGUCACCGGAGCGCAGUUCGAAGUCAAGGAAUCGGGUAUGAAAAAUGUCUUGUUCUUGCGCUUGAAUUUCUCCAGAGUUAGCGGCGCCGCAGUCGUGAAAAUACCCGAAUGGGAUGGAUCGUCUGCGUUGGCUCAAAAAUCGGGAAUCAUUUCGAGCAUCAUCAGCACCACGUUUUCGACUGCGCACAAGCCUCCUCCGAAGCCAUCCGACGUUAACAUCAACUCUGCAUUGUAUCCGGAAGGUCCACCGAUGCCUACACAGACGCGGAAGCUUCUCCGAUUUGUCGAUACCACGGAAAUGACGAGGGGGCCUCAGGACUCGCCGGGUUACUGGGUGGCGUCGGGUGCUCGGCUCGUCGUCGACAAGGGAAAAAUAUCGCUUCGGGUUAAGUACUCUUUGUUGGCUGCCAACGAAGAAGAGGUACAUUUGAUUUGAGAAUAUCGGGAAAAUUGCAAAAAAAUAUCUUCUAUGUAUUCUCUAUUAUUACUUUUGUCAUGUAUUUAUCUUGUUGUCAAAAUAUAUUUUACAUGUUUGCAAAAUUCGCUAUUUGGUUGCACGUAGCCGCGCAUGGUGUGAGCGUCACGCACGGCCAGCCAAAUUACAAAAAUAGUAACUUUUACAAACAUGUAGGAUAUAUUUUGUCAGAGAGAUAAAUACAAGACAAAAGUGACAAAAGUGAUAAUGGAGUAUACAUGAAGAUAUCUUUUGCAGUUUUCUCGAGAAUAUCAGAAUCUUAUGUGAAUUGAUUUGUGUGUUUUGUGAAUAUGUUAAUAGAUUUUGUCGAAUGUUUGUUGUCAUUUUGUAGUACUUGGGCUUCUUUCAACAUUGUCUUUCUAUUUCUUGUUUCA
Molecule: messenger RNA, 2689 nt
Organism: Andrographis paniculata
Lineage: Eukaryota; Viridiplantae; Streptophyta; Magnoliopsida; Lamiales; Acanthaceae
Product: MACPF domain-containing protein At4g24290-like
Exons: 7
Coding region: 438-2276 (612 amino acids)
Biological process (GO): regulation of salicylic acid mediated signaling pathway; plant-type hypersensitive response
Cellular component (GO): plasma membrane
Source: RefSeq, a predicted model, not a curated record